Messenger RNA from Nothobranchius furzeri (turquoise killifish), 1379 nucleotides. RefSeq names its product spermatogenesis-associated protein 22. The record is from RefSeq and is a predicted model, not a curated record. Gene Ontology annotation, biological process: regulation of meiotic cell cycle; homologous chromosome pairing at meiosis; gamete generation. Lineage: Eukaryota; Metazoa; Chordata; Actinopteri; Cyprinodontiformes; Nothobranchiidae.
ACCAGCAUGAGGAGACAAGCGCUACAGCCAGACAGGCUAGCAGCAGGCUACGCCCCUGUGUCUUUGUUCAACCAAAGAAAAAGAAACAGAAUUCCCCUGAAAUCGGCUCCCUGUGAAAAUGAAUUCUUUUUCCAUAGUGGUGAAUACAUGGCAGCCAGCAGCUCCGCUGAACCUUCCAGUACCUCAGGCACAUAUGGAGGUUACAAGGUCUCAACCCCUUCCAGUGCUCCUCAAGUCCACCAGUGGAACAGCCAGGCUGGUGUACAGUCCGUUAAGCCCCAGCAGUACUACAGCAACAGACCUGCUCCUGGACCUUCUCCACCAGCAAUAACUUUUACAUCCACCUCACAUCCGUACAAUGCUGGAGCCAAAAGCGCUGUGAUGGGACAGUCCAAUGGUCCAGUCAGACAGAAUUCCAGCUCUGAACGGAGUUUCAGCCACAGCAAAUAUCAAGGCCCCUAUGAUGAGAACUCACAAAGCAAACCAGCACUUCAUACAGGCUUCUCCCAGAUGGGUCAGCAGACACCUCACAGACCACCGAGCUCCACACCGCUGCAUUCCCAGCAACCCAGACAUCUCCUUCCUCCAGAAGCACCAUCCAGGAUGCUUCCUGUGCCAGCUGUGCCUCCACCUAAGAAGUCCUGGAAGUUCACCAACAGCUUUGAGCUAGAGAAGUCCAGCUUUGGAGGGAAAAUAAGCUCAAAUCAGCCUCAAAUGGCUCAACCCAUGAAAACUAAGGAAACACUUCCAAUGACGCCUGCUGCCGAGAACUCACUGAGGAUCCUGACUGUAGUAAUUGAAGGAAUGAGAUACUGGAGCCAGUUUAAAAACAAAGUGCCUUUGCUGUUUGAGAUAUUUGCUACUCUGGACUCUGCUGUCACACUGGGAAGCUACGGAGCCAAGAGCUUCCUCCUGAGAGACGGGAAGAAGGUUCUGCAGUGUGUUUAUUAUGAAAACGACCAGGUUCUGCCCCGUCUCAUCCGAGGUCAGGUCCAUCGCUGUGUUGGCAACUAUGACCGUGCCAGAGAUGUCCUGAUAUGUAUGUCUGUUCGACCCGGUCUGACCUCGGAGCAGAAAAAUGCUCAGGAGGCUGUCAAAGCCUCUGAUGCAGAAAUGAGAGCUCUGGUCAAGAAACUCCGGGAAGUCUGAGCAGCAGCGGGUAUCUUUAGUUCAGUGGUGUAAACAAACACACGUUGCUCAUGUUUGAGCACUUGUUAGGAUUAUAAGUCAUUUUAAAAUAAACAUGUCUGGUGUUGUAGCAAUUUGCUACCAGAAAAGGUUGAUUGUAUUUUAAAAUACUUAAAAUCACCUAAAUGUUCUUGUUAAAUAUUGUUGUUGUUUGUUUUGACAAAUAUAAACUAUUGUCUAUCAAAACUUUA